GGUUCAGCUCAAGAGAAGUCUCCGGAGGCUCGUGCUCACAAUGAAUACUUAGGGAAACUGAGUGAAGAUUCUGGGAUUAGGAACAGUUACAGUGGCAGCAAUGUAGAGAAGGAGUUUUCAAGUGCCCCAAAACCUAAGCCCACCCUCACUGAUAGUGAUUGGACCGAGCUACUUAGUAACCCCAAUCCACCUUCAACUUCUUCGAAUCGGAGUAGUGGGGGAUCUGGGAUUCGUGGUCUGAGGAAGGAUUUUAAGCGGCAGGUGAGCUAUGGUUCCAGUUCAGCAACAGUGGAAGGGAAGAGAAAUUUGAAGACCAGUAGUAAUGUGGAUAAUGGUCUCAACAUUAACAGGAGAUCAGAUUCUCUGGGAAAUAAGCUUAUUAAAGCGAAGCGGAGUGAUGGGGAAGAAUCUAGCUCAUCUGCUAGGUAUUCAAAUGUUGAGUCACAUACUAAUGGGAAGGCUGUGGAUAGGCAAGGAGAGGGCCACGCUAGUAAGGAUAUAUUUGUGGAUGGGGUGGAUAAAGACAGGAUUGGGGAAAUCGAAGGGGAUGGCUGGCAGUUUCAGUCUGAUGAUAUUUCUGAUGCCAAGGUACUGAGUGCAGGCGAAACGGAUCAUCAUGUUGACGUGUCACCAGUAUUGCAGAAUGUUGAUGGUGUACCUGAUGUGAAGAAAGAAGUAGGUGAUAUUUAUGAUCGACUAAGAAGUACAGUCAAAGGGAAGCAGAAUUCUGGUCCUGCUUCUAAAAAGUCAGUCUCUAAUGAUCUGAAAAGAGGUUCUUACUCAUCAAGUGGUGGGGACUCUGAUUCGGAUAGUGAAUCUGGCUCCUCUUCUGAUUCCGAGAGUGAGAGAGAAAGGGAGAGAAGGGAUAAAAUUUUGGCUGAAAAAGCAGCGGCAAAGGCUGUUGAGGCAGUUAAAGAGCGGGAGAAUUAUGUUGCCAGAUUGGAAGGAGAGAAACAUCAUAUGGAGAAAAUACUCGAAGUGCGAGCAAAACAAGCAGCUGAAGAGGCUUCAGAGCUGCAAACGAAUAUGAUGGAAACAAUGGAAGCUGCCGAUUUGGAGAAGCAGAAACAUAACCAUACUAUAAUGGAAGCCCUUGCUCGAUUGGGUAAACUGGAGACUGCAAAUGCUGAUCUUGCAAGAUCUCUAGCUACUGUUCAGAAGAAUCUGGAGAUUGAGAGUAAUCGAGUGGCAGAUCUACGACAAGAAGUUGAGCUGAAAGAAGUGACAGUUGAAGAAUCCAAGAGGAAGAUUUCUGAGACUCAGCAGACUGGAAUACAUAUUAACCAAUUGGGCGCUUCAAAAGGUGUAGAAUUUGAGCGAGAAAUUCUUGAAGCUGAGUGCUCUUUUCUGGCUGAUAAGAUUGGAAGACUGGAAAUCAAGGCAAAAGAGUUGGAAGCAGAUAUUGAAGUGAUGAGAAAAGAUUUGGAAGAACCAACAGAAGUGGAGUAUGAACUAAAGCGCAGGCUUGGGCAGUUCACUGACCAUUUGAUUCAGAAGCAAGCUCAGGUUUGUCAAAGCUUUUCUUGGCUUCAUUAUAGACUGGCUGCAUUGAUCGCUGAUGGAUUUAUUGAUUUAUUCACCCUAUUGCUUGGAUGAAUCAGGUGGAGGCAAUUUCUUCUGAGAAGGCAACUCUCCAGUUCAGAAUAGAGGCCUUCACGAGAUCGGUGGACGAGAACAAGGCGUCUACUAAUUCCACGGAUUUGGAAUCAGGAGCAAGUACAUGGGGGGAGAGGGCGAGCGAGAGACGAAUGGCACUAGAGGAUAAACUUCGGCCAGGAAGGAAACACUUAGGUUCAUUGCUUGAACAGCUCGACGCUAUCUUUGUCACUGGUGCAGUAUUCCCGAGGAGGAACCCCAGCGCGAAGAUGUGGGCUGGGAUUUACCUGGUAUGCCUUCACCUCUGGGUCAUUUACAUACUAACGUCACACUCAGGCGACCCGGUGGCGGAGGGAAGAUCCGGUGCCGAUGUUUCGCUGGAGAAUAUUAACAACACUGGCGCUGUAUAGCUUUUGUCUGUAAUUACUAAUUACAUUCCACACUCCUACAACACUGUUCGGA
Linum tenue is the source of this 2058-nucleotide messenger RNA. Lineage: Eukaryota; Viridiplantae; Streptophyta; Magnoliopsida; Malpighiales; Linaceae. The record is from the annotation of a GenBank genome assembly.